This is a messenger RNA of Rhizophagus irregularis DAOM 181602=DAOM 197198, 318 nucleotides long. RefSeq lists its product as uncharacterized. NCBI's taxonomy places the organism in Eukaryota, Fungi, Glomeromycota, Glomeromycetes, Glomerales, Glomeraceae. The record is from RefSeq and is a predicted model, not a curated record.
AUGUUUUCCGGUUGGAUGGGAAGUUAUUCAUUCCAAAAAGGAUCUCAGCAUGUUUGUCCACGCUUAGUGGAGAAAGAGGUGUAUCCAUUACGAGUCCAAUUGAAUGGCAGUUGUGGUCUUCCACUUCCUUUGAGAAAUAAUCAAAGCGUUCAAAAAGCUCCCUAUGUUCGUUCUCCUCGAACCCGCAAACAUAUACCAUGUCACUGUCAGAAAUGUAAAGGAAAAUUAGUAGAUCCUAGAACGAAAAAAUCGCAUGAUUCUCUCUUUACAAAUAGAAUCAUACCUCAAAGAUCUGACAGAAACAGGUUGGACGAUUGA